UUAUAAUCAGUUAUUGUCAGUUAUAACGUAUGACCACAUUUGUAUAAGGAUACAGCUGUCAUUUUGGUGUUGUAUUUUUAUCGAUGUUUAGAAGUUUUGUUCAUUUUGAGUAUUGUUAAUGAAUGGAGACGCAAAGCAAUAUUGUAAGGCUUUCGAAGGAAGAUAUUCCACUGAUAUCUAAACCGCAAAGUGAUGGCUCUUGGGCAAGAUGUUGGAGUUGGGUUUGGCGAAGGUGUUGUCGAGAACGAGAGCUCAGAGCUCGAACGAUUCAUGUCGGACAAGUUUCGUACGAGAAAUUCCCAACUAAUGUUAUACGGAAUCAGAAAUACAACGUAUUUACAUUUCUGCCACUGGUUCUUUUCCAGCAAUUCAAGUUUUUCCUAAAUCUCUACUUUUUAAUAAUGGCUAUAUCGCAGUUCAUACCUGACAUCAGAAUCGGGUAUUUAUAUACAUACUGGGGUCCUCUUGGUUUUGUGCUAACUGUUACAAUUUGCCGUGAAGCUGUCGAUGACUACAGACGCUACAAAAGAGAUAAAGAAGUCAAUGCCCAAAAGUACUAUCGUCUUCUAAAGGAUCGUGCCACGCCAGAGUUAGUUUCCAGUUCAAAACUACGCGUCGGUGACUUGGUUAUAGUGGAUAAAGGGCAAAGAGUGCCUGCCGACUUGGUACUUUUAAGAACAACUGAAAAAUCGGGGGCUUGUUUUGUGAGAACCGAUCAAUUGGACGGCGAAACGGAUUGGAAAUUACGUUUAGCAGUGCCAGCUACGCAAAAACUUGAUGAUGACUUACAGCUAUUUGAUAUUAAAGCGACAUUGUAUGUGGAAAAACCCCAGAAAGACAUUCAUAGUUUUAUUGGUACUUUUACAAGUUACAAUGGGCACAGUACCGAAGAAAGUCUUGGCGUAGAUAACACCCUUUGGGCAAACACCGCCGUUGCAUCCGGCUCAGCUUUGGGAAUAGUUGUGUAUACUGGUCAAGAAACGAGAUCUCUAAUGAACCAUUCCGCACCGCGAUCCAAAGUCGGUUUGCUCGACCAAGAGAUAAAUCAACUGACGAAAGUCCUAUUCUGUGCUCUCAUUGGGCUGGCUUUAGUCAUGAUGUGUUUAAAAGGAUUUAAUGGCCCAUGGUACAGAUACAUGUUCCGCUUUGUCCUGCUAUUUUCCUACAUCAUUCCGAUCAGCUUGCGAGUGAACUUGGACAUGGGGAAAUCAUUUUACGCAUGGUGCAUACAAAGAGACAAAGAAAUAGCCGGUACAGUAGUGAGGACGACCACUAUCUCGGAAGAACUCGGCCGAAUAUCUUAUCUGCUGAGUGACAAAACGGGCACUUUGACGCAAAAUAAAAUGGUUUUCAAGAAAUUACAUUUGGGUACCAUGUCGUAUGGACAAGAGACCUACGACGAGAUCAUAUCGCUCCUGGAGUCCUAUUAUUCGCUCUCGGCUUCCGGUUCACCGAAAUUAUUUACGCAGAUACAUGGAGGAAAGGUUCGAAAAUCUGAAGGAACUAGAGUUUAUGAAGCGGUACAGGCAUUGGCAUUGUGCCACAACGUAACGCCUGUGUACGAUGAACCCGUUUCCACCAAUUCUGAUUCAGUCAGCGUGAAUACUGCAGACACUGGUUCCGUGCAAAGCCAAACCGAAGCAGAUCAAUAUUACUAUCCCUCGGAGCAGCAACGUAAUUAUCAAGCGUCUAGUCCAGAUGAAGUUGCUUUAGUCAAGUGGACCGAGGAAGUAGGAAUUGCUUUAAUAAAACGCGAUCUCACCUCUAUGCAACUUAAAACCCCAAGAGGAAGGAUCUUGAAUUACACCGUUCUGCAAAUAUUCCCCUUUACAUCCGAAGCUAAAAGAAUGGGCAUAAUAGUAAGGGAUGAUUCCACUGGCGAGAUCACGUUUUACUUGAAAGGAGCAGAUGUCGUUAUGGCAAGCAUAGUUCAGUAUAACGAUUGGUUGGAAGAGGAAUGCGGAAACAUGGCUAGAGAAGGUCUUCGCACAUUGGUGGUUGCAAAGAAAAAUUUAACCGAAGAUCAGUACCUUGACUUUGAAGCAAGAUACAACGCGGCAAAGAUGUGCGUUAGUGAUCGUAUUCCCAGAGUCGCAGCGGUUAUUGAAAGUCUGGAACGAGAAAUGGAACUUCUGUGUGUCACCGGUGUCGAAGAUAAAUUGCAAGACAGAGUAAGGCCUACGUUAGAAGUGUUAAGAACUGCUGGAAUAAAGAUAUGGAUGUUAACGGGAGACAAAUUGGAAACGGCAACAUGUAUCGCUAAGUCGUCACAGCUUGUUUCACGAACCCAAGGUCUUCAUAUUUUUAAAUCAGUGGUAACGCGAACCGAUGCACAUUUAGAGUUAAAUUCUUUCCGUAAGAAACAAGACUGUGCACUGGUAAUAACCGGAGACUCGCUGGAAGUCUGUUUGCAAUAUUAUGAAACUGAAUUUUUGGAGCUGGCGUGCAGUUCGCCAGCCGUCGUCUGUUGCCGAUGUUCGCCAACUCAGAAAGCCGAAGUCGUUAGCUUAAUUCAAAGACAUACUGGAAAACGAACGGCAGCGGUAGGAGAUGGCGGAAACGAUGUAUCCAUGAUUCAAACAGCCGAUGCUGGAAUCGGUCUUGAAGGUCUUGAAGGAAAACAAGCAUCUUUAGCGGCAGACUUUUCAAUCUCGCAAUUCAGUCAUCUUGCAAAUUUGUUACUCGUUCACGGGAGAAGAAGCUACAAGCGAUCGGCUGCCUUGAGCCAGUUUAUCAUCCACCGUGGCUUGAUCAUUUCAACGAUGCAAGCCGUUUUCUCGGCUGUAUUUUACUUAUCGUCCGUAGCUCUUUAUCAAGGAUUUCUAAUGAUUGGAUACGGAACCAUCUACACCAUGUUCCCUGUCUUUUCCCUAGUACUGGAUAAAGAUGUGUCAGGCAGGAUUGCUCUCACUUAUCCAGAAUUAUACAAAGAACUUAGUAAAGGACGUUCGCUAUCCUAUAAAACAUUUUUCAUAUGGGUUUUAAUCAGCAUUUACCAAGGCGGAGUAAUUAUGUAUGGAGCGCUUAUAAUGUUUGAAGAUGAAUUCAUUCACAUCGUUGCUAUCAGCUUCUCAGCCCUGAUCGUAACAGAGUUGAUUAUGGUUGCUUUGACCAUUAGGACUUGGCACCGAAUAAUGAUAGUCGCUGAAGUUCUAUCGUUCGCUCUGUACCUCUUAUCCUUAGUGGUUCUUAAGGAAUCUUUUGAUGCUGAAUUUAUAAAAACAAUGGAUUUCGUGUGGAAAGUCCUGGUGAUAACAUUAGUCUCGUGUAUGCCCUUAUACAUCUUGAAAUUUCUGCGGAAGAAGUUCUCACCUCCAAGUUAUACGAAGCUGUCGUAAACAAUCGACAUCGGUAAUUGUAAAAUCUGCUUCGAUCGUUUUAUCAAUAGAAAUACGUAAAUAGCUCCACGACAGGAGGCUUAACCAAUAAAUUUCUCGGUUAAUUUAUUUUAUAAUAUCUAUCUGUCAAAAUAUUUAUCCAUAAGAAAUGACGUCAAGUUAAUCGUAGUGCGUGCAUUAUACAAAUAACUUAGGAUAAAAAUGAUGUUUACACAAUAAUUAAAGAAAUUAAAUAACUUCAGGAAACUAUCAUUACCAGCCUUUAAGUUCAAUAGUAUUACGUUGUAAAUACAAAAUUUGUAUUAAGGGGUCGUAUACGUUUUUCAAUGCUAGAGAGAAAUUAAUAUUUGUUAAUAAUCAGAACAAAUCACUGUUAUGUCACAGCCGUAAUUCUUGUUUUACAAAAGUACACGUUUAUAAGGUUGAACAAAAAAUGAACAUUCAAGAACUAUUACAGAUACAGUGUCUGCGUAUAGUGGCGUAGAAAGGGCUUUUGUGCCACUUAAAUUCGGUUUUGGCUCAUCUAUGAGCUGAAGGUAUUUCUGUGAUAUAAAUAAUUUUUAAAAUAUGCAAAAACCAAUUCCCUUUUAACAGAGAAAUGUAUAUGACUCCUUGAAAGAAAACAUUAAGAUGUUGCUUGAAUGAGCAUUUGUUACAAAAAAAAUAAGAUAAAAGGUAUCUUGCUUCUUGCAUUUGCUAUAUCUCUGAUUAUUGCAGGAUAAAAUAUCCCUACAACAUCUUUGGUGUAAAAAUAAAUGACUGUAAACUUAUCCAAGAUGCUGCGACGUCUCUUGAUUAAAGUCAUCAUGUAUAUUUGUAUUGAAAUACACCGUGUAUAAAUAAAAAGAAAUAGCGUA
Orussus abietinus is the source of this 4195-nucleotide messenger RNA. RefSeq names its product probable phospholipid-transporting ATPase IIB. Lineage: Eukaryota; Metazoa; Arthropoda; Insecta; Hymenoptera; Orussidae. The transcript is spliced from 13 exons. Gene Ontology annotation, molecular function: magnesium ion binding; ATP binding; ATP hydrolysis activity. Bases 123 to 3338 code for a protein of 1071 amino acids. Gene Ontology annotation, biological process: phospholipid translocation; endocytosis; retrograde vesicle-mediated transport, Golgi to endoplasmic reticulum. Gene Ontology annotation, cellular component: endosome; plasma membrane; trans-Golgi network. The record is from RefSeq and is a predicted model, not a curated record.